AACUGCUCAGAAAUUCCUGCAGCCACAAGCUGCUCUCGGUUCUUUUCUGUGUUCAUCGCUUUUCGCAUUCCAGUUUCAACCGAAGACCGGUUAGCAACGAGCGAGAAUUUAUCAUCCCGCCGUAAUUUGAAAUUCACGCGUGUUUAUUUUUCGAAAAUAAUAACAUUAAUUAUAUAUAGAAUUAAAUCUGAAUGGUAGAUAAAAUGUAUUUUACCUUCGUUUUUUUAAUUUUUACGCGUUUUUUGAGUGCUGUAAUUUGUGGAAGUUGCCAUGAAGCAAAACUGUGUUGUACAGGGAGAGAUUCUUCCUGUGUGGUACAAAAAGCUCCUGUUAAUGCAAUUAUAGAGGACCUUAACGAUAAGCCGUGUUAUUGUGAUCACGCCUGUUUGAAAUUGGGAGAUUGCUGUUCAGAUUUCAAAGAUGCUUGCGGAGUAGUGGACUGUCAAGUGUCGGGUUGGGGCCCAUGGACAAACUGUGACACAGAUUGUGGUCCCGGUACCAUGUCAAGAACUAGGUCGAUAAAAGUACGUCCUGAAAAUGGCGGAAAACAUUGUCCCAGCUUAGAACAGAAACGAGGUUGUCAAGUUUCUAAUUGUCAUCAUCAUCCUGAUCCAGCUAUUAAAGAAAUUGCAAUGCUACUACCUGGCUCUUUAUCGCAUAGCCGAUCCAUGGAAAAUAGUAGCGACAUAAGAAAAAAUCUGCGUGUUCGAGAUCCAUCAGAAAAUCCUCAAUAUGACCCAGAAAAAACGUACUGUGUGGAAUUCGAAAUAAUCAAAGCUUCCAAAGCAUGCCGAAAAGAAGAAGACUAUAAGGCACUUAAAGAAGGUGAUAAAGUCUGCGUUCGCUGCGAAUCGGAAGCUCUACAUGAAGAACUCAAUUGGAGAUGCCAUGGUCAUGGAACUGAAGGUCAUGUUACCAGAUGGUCGGCUCUUUCUGCUCCACAUUGUCAUGGAAAAUGGUUAAGAACACGUUCAGAUCCGGACAGAAAUUGUUCUGUAAGAACAUGCUCGAAUGGUGCUGCAUUCAUAUUUGUCUAAACAUAAAUUGAUAGAUCCUACUUUUUUCCAUAACUCGUGAGUUUUUUUGAAAACCUAAUCAAUUAAAAAGCAGUAAUGUUUUGGAGAGGAGUGUAUAUCAAUUAAUUCAUGUAUUAGAUGGAUGUACGUAUGUAAAUCAGAUAGCUCAUCUUAACUAAACCAUUUUCAUAAAAAAUAUUGUCGAAAAAGUAUAUUUACUCAUAAAUUGGAAAUUGUUAAUCCUAUCAAUUUUGAAUUUUUUUCGUUUAAAUAUGUAAAAUAAGAAUGAAAAUCGAGUUUUUGAAGCAAAUUUAUUUAAUUACGUUUAAAACAAAACUUAUUGACAGAAUUUUAUAACCUAACUUCCACAUAACUUGUAGUAAUAGUUUUCAUAAAUCAAAUUGGCAACCCCUCAUUAUUAAAUCCUGUGAUAUAGACAAAAUAAUAUGAACAUUACCCAGCAAAUGAUAAAUAUAAAGUCAAAAUCUAAUUAUUAUCAUACAAACUAUUUCUAAAAAAAAUUUUUAGAGAUGACCAGUCUUAUCAACUAUUUCAAUCAUAUUCACCGGUUCUAGAAAAUGUCAAACAUUUCAUUUUUGCCGAUAUUUGAUUUAUUAUUUCACUUUAAAAGCUAUUCUAAUUUAUAUUUUGUUACUUUCACCACAAAAUUCAAAAAUGUCGUUGGAAGUUUUAUAUUUUUUGCAUCUUUGUUUGAUACUUCAACCAUAUAUGGAAUACUUCUAUGUGAACAGUUUAAACGGGAAGGAAUGUCCCACUAUUAAGGUGCCGACAAUAUAUUAUUUUCUCUCUCGUUCCAGAUAUCUCGUAAAGGUUGCGCAUGCUUGAGAAUGCGCAGAACCGAGCUGGAGCCUCGGAGGAUAGAGAAAUCGUUGUCAUCCUGUCUUCCUUAGUCGGAACAGCUUCCACUUACAGGAAGUGUCCAUGUAGAAGUAUUAUAUAUAUGACUUCAACAAAACCAAACGUUCUUUGAUCAGAACUAUCAAAAUCUAUCAAUAGUCGCAUUCAGCGGACGUAGCUUUUAUCGCAACUAGUAAGGAGUAAUCGGGAACGUGUUGAUCGUUCGCAGGCAAGCCGUUUUUGAUUUAUAUAUAUAUAUAUUGUUAGUUUAUUGUAGUGUAUUGUUUACAUAGAGGCUAUAUUGGUUGUUUUUUGUUUAGUACAAAACUUUUUUUAUUAAACUUAACGAAUGUUUAUCACGCGGUGGUACUUCAUCUAGUUUUUUUGUUAUAAAUUACGAUGUGUAUUCAGCAUUCACUCACUUUUGUAUGCAUAUAAUUCAACGCUAAAUUAUAUGAUUAAUUCAUGAAGUUCCAAUUCAGUUUCGUCAUCCUCUUGACCGAAUUCAAUCAUUUUCUUCUGAGAAGGCUACAGCCUUACAUUUGAUCACAGAACUCAGUUGAUUCACUUCUCUCACGUUUCAAUGCCGCUACCGUUACCUAGCACAAAUUGAAAGCACUCCGAUUUAUGGCAUCCGCUCCAGAACGUGUUGAGUUUGUAGCGUAUGCGCCAGCCAACGAUUUGGCUAUAGUCUAUUUCAGAAAGGUGUAGAAUAAUAAAAUGGGGAACUCCGUCCAUUUCGGCUCAAUUUCGGUGUCGGCCAUAGGUGUAGGUCUUGGAAUAGUUUGUAAUAUUAAAAUUUCAAGUAAUUGCGUAAGAGAAUAAGGAAAAUUAUGUUUUCUGGCCUGAAGUGUCGAUAUCGAAAUAUUGUGUAGGGAUUACUUAGGUAGUAGAUUUUACAGUUACGUUUUGCAUUUAAACGGUACCGUUUAACCUUCUAUUAGUGCCUCUACUUAAUUCCAACCCUAUUUCAGAUUCGGUUUUCCUUUUUACGAGUAUCCUAUCGACACGCUUUUGCAGUAUUUGUGGAUGGACAACAACAAUAGGCUAAACCCAUAUAUUGACCCCAACCCGGGUGGUACUACCUGGAUUUGAUAAAAUGAAAGAAUUUUACAAUCAAUGCCAUACUAUGAAAGUGGUUUAAAUAUUCGUUGGGUCACUCUGUGAUCCCCUUGCAUACCUAAUGAGGUUUUAUUACUCUAUACUUUACUGAAAUAAACUAUAAAGUUUAACAACAAUUGUACAACGGUUUCGUCCGCUGAAUGCUACCAAUGUAAACAGAUCUCAAAAAUUAACACAUAACUCUCCCAAAAUUAGGUAGUCAAACAUUGACUGAUUUUUUCUACUUUUUUUAAUGCUUCUCUUGAAAUAUAAACGGUAUGAAUGUUUUAUUAUUACUAAAUAUUAUGUUCGGUUUUAAACUGAGUUAUGAUAACAUCAUCAACUCGAAUUUUUUACGAAUAGAAAUAGUAAUUUUUAAAUAUGUUGUGCCAUAAUAACUUUUUGUAUACGCGUUUUAUGCUGGUCUAUAAAUUCAUGAAUAUAUCGUAUCUAUCAGGAUCACAGUCGCCAAAUGAAAAGCGCCUUCAGAAUAUAAAUUUGUGUUCGAAGUAUUAUGUGACAUUGUAUCCUUAGUUAUGACCAAUAACACUCUUACCGUGUUGUCUAAAGUCAACCACACUCGUUCAGUUCAUUUUUCAGCGAACUGUACAGUUUAACCACUACAGAUGUGGAUGUUUUAGUCUCAGUUCAACUCAAUGCAUAGUUAAAUUGAGACAAAUAAAAUUUUUUCAACUAAUCGCCAUUUAUUUGGAUGUUCAACUGUACAGCUGUCAAUUCAAUUCAAGCUAACAGUUAAUGAAUUGCAGAAAUUUACUGAUUUUGUACUCAACUUUUACUCAAUAAAUGAUGUCUGAAGAUUCGGUUUAUCAUUGAAUCUACAUUUACGCUUUUUGGAAGUUUGAUUUUUUUGUUAAAUUACGAAAAUAAACCAAAAGCAGUGAAAUCAUCUUUCUUCAUCUAAUCUAGUGUUUCCCAACGUGGGGCCUACGCUCCAUAGAGGGUAAUUUGAUUGUUAAGGGGGGCAAUUUGAAAAUUGAGACGACAGUCGCUUCGGGUCAUUUAAUUAGGUAUUUUUUAGUUUACUUUUACACUAAUUUUAGUUUAAAUUUAGUUUUUAAUCGAAUGAUUUGUUUCAGCCCAUGAUAAAAUGAUUGAAACAAGCAAGAAAAAAACUCGUUAAUAUUCGGAUUGAUAUUUAAAAUUUAGGUUCAUACUAUCCAUGAUGAGUGGAUUCUUUUUUGACUUCUAUGCCAACGAUGCUUGACCAAAGAAUCAAUGAUCCAAGGUCGUCUUGAGUUGUAUUUGAAGAUGAAACACGUGCUCAUAUUAUUUUUGAUUUGAAAUAUUUUGGAACUUUAACGAAAAAUUUUUAAAAUAGAGCAACAUUAAAAUGUCUCCUUACUGUUCAUACUUCAACUAAUGAUCGUGUUCUUGAAGAUAGUUAUCAAAUUGCUUGAUCAUAGCUAAAACUAGAAAAAAUCAUACUAUAUGAAAAAAUAUAUCAGCAUUUCUUAAAACAGUUUUGAAAAUAUGUAAAAGCUAUGCUACUCAGUAACAAUACUUGGCAGAAGAAUAGACAAAAUGAGUUAGAAUAUUGGAAAACAACUUGUUGAAAAGCUAAAAACAAAAAAGUUAUAUUAAUAAAAGACAUUUUGCUGAAGAAAUGAUCUAUCUACAAAGAUGUAUAUAAACGAAAAAACUAAUAUGAUGGGAAAUUAAAAUGGCUGAUUAAAAUUGAUAAAAGAUGCGAUUCCAUAAAUUAUUCUUGUACAAUGUUAUUAAUAAAGAUAACUUGGUAGCCUCAAACAUCUCGCCAAAAUUCAAUAAAUAAUUCUAUUGAAGCUAAUGCCAAAUGUGAGCUCCUCUUCAAGCUAUUUCUUGAAGUAAUACUUCAUACCGAAAUAAGAUUAUUAUGAGUUCGUUUGAUACUCUUGUAAUUUUUCAAGCGACAAACUUGAAAUUAAUUACCUGUUAAUAAUCGAUGGUGAAGAGUUUGAGAGCUAUUUAGCCUAUAUAUUUGAAAACCUAAAUAUAUUAAAUUAAGGAACAAAUCUUGUCGAUGAAAAAGCGAAGAUAUUUGGCUUUAUCACCUUUAUCUUGGCUUCAAAAAAGUAAAGUGAUUCAUAUCGCAAACAGGCAAUGUUUGUUAAUUUGUUUGAUAUAUCAAAUAUGCAAAAUGAUGGGUCAGAUAAAACUUUAUUCAAUUUAAAAGGAGGGAUGGUAUGGCUUUGUAAGGAAACGGAAAACAAAUACCCAAUUUCAACAAAAUGUUUAAUAAAGCUAUUGCUACCCAUUUCAUCAUCAAAUUUAGCGAAUGUUGAUUUAGUCUUGUGAAUAAUUUUCUGGUGAAAAAAGAAAGAAUAACACAUCGUGGCUUAAGAUUGAAACUAACCAAAUUGGAAUUUACAUCUCUAUACAGCAAGCAUCAAGCAUAAAGAUCUCAGUGAAUUUAAAUAAUAAAUUCAUAUAGAAAAUUUUCUACUAGAAUUAAUUGGAAUAUAAAUUCCAGUUUCCCAUUAUAAGUUUUGAAAAUUUACUUACUACUUACUGUACUUCGUUAACAAUCAACUAGUGAUUUCUUCCUAAAACCUAUAAUUUAAGUUCCUCUAAUGAACAAUUAAAUUUGUAUGUUACAUAGAGGGAUGGAGCAUUAGAAUUUUAGAAAGGCCAAAAUGGGCCAUAGCACAAAAAAGGUUGGGAAACACUGCUCUAAUCCAUUGUAAACUUUGAAGGUUUGAACUGUCUUGUCUAACGCCGGUCAAAAACGAUCAAUUUGGCCACUAAGUGAGUAGUUAUUCAGUCUCAGUUCAACAUAAUGCACAGUUAAGUUGAGACGAAUGCAAAUUGAAUUUUUUCAACUAAAUGUGUAAUUGGGGGUCCAACUGUACAUCUCUCAGUUCAAUUUGAGUCAGUAUUCAAUGAAUUGCAGAAAUCUCUACUCAAUUCUUUUAAUAAAUGAUCUCUGAAAAUUGACUUUAUCUCUGAUUCCACGUUCACGCUUUUUUCGAUGAUAUACAGUUUUUGUAAAAUUAUCCAAAAUAAACCAAGAGAAGGUUUGAAUUGUACGUGUAGACUGAACAGUUCAAAUUCUCAGGCGCGCUCUCGCGAAGCAAAUUUUGUUGAUCCAUUCAAAAUAUUUUUUGACGCUUGUAAAAGCACUCAAAUGGUACGCGCUAAUAGUCACAAAAUCUACAAAUAUUACAAGGUUUAUUUUAAAGUAAUUGUUAUAUUUAUUGUUAAUCGAUUGGAUAAAAUCAAUUUCCAUAUAAAUACAAUAACUGGCUUAUCAAUAAUGAAUAUACGUGUGAACUCGAAGUGGGUCAAUUCGAAUUAAACCAAUAUAUAAAAUUCGACCCUUAAGAAAAGGUACACAUAUUUGAAAACUUCCAUAGAUAACCUUUAUAUCAUUAGCCCUUCUAAAUAGACUAAUUAUGAGUGCGUGAGCAACAAUUUGGUAACACAAAGGGUUUUCGGAAGCUAAGAUCAUGAACUGAAUGUUCGAAAAGUGAUUUUAAUCCCGUUCACUGUCGUUUGGAAAGUUAAAGAAGUAAUCGGGUCAUAUCAUAUGAUAGCAUCCUCUCUCCUUUAGUAUAUCGCAGGUAAAUGCGAUCAGCUCAUGGCUUAUUUCAUUUAUUAUUGUUUUUUCAUCCCUUAAAAGUUAUUAAUCAUCCGUACUUAGUUUUUUUUCACUAAUUCUUCAAAGCAGCGUAAUUGAUAAAUUACUAAGGCUCACCAUUUUGUACUUUUUUAGGUUAUCGGUAUAUUGGUAAAAAAAUGUUGUAGAAUAGAUAUAAAUAGUUAUUUAUUAUACAAGGGAAAAAGGUCCUAGAUUAGCUUCAGGUUGUAUUGUAUCAUUCCGCUGCGCGAAAGAGAACAAAAAACCAAAAGCUAAAAUCUAAUAUUUUUCCUGUGUAUAAUACAUAAUUUUAUCUUUGAUUUAAUAUGGAGAAAUUAUUUUGUUACAACAUUCAAGUCAAAAAAUUAUCGAUGUGAAAUUUGAAUUUUGAAAUUAGUAGUCUAAGUUGUAUUUAUAGCAACAACUAGGACUACGUUGUUAAGGAAACUUUUUAAGUAAUCAAAUAGCUGUCAAUUUGAUUUUUUAUAUGAUUAGAAAAUUGUGCCUUUGUUGUUUGCUUAGAAGUUAUUUUCAAUACUAUAAAGCAAAAAAUGUCUAAUUCCGUGUUUUCUUUGACUUCACCGGAAUUAGUAGAUGUAGCCAAAGUAGCGUCACAAAAAUUAUUGCCAGUUAAAUCGCGGAAAAUUUGCGAAACCGCGUAUUUUCGAUUCAUGGAAUGGCAAACGAAGAAGAAGAAGUUCUUUCUCGGUAUUAGUGGCUUAUUUUUCGAAAUUUACACAACAACAAAAGCCAUCAACAGUGCGGUCGAAUUAUUCAAUGAUUAAAAAUCUUUCAAUAUAUUGAAGACAUUUCAAAAUAUUUCAAACUAAUUACCAUUUAUGGACAGUUUCUAUAAUUGGAAGGUGUUCCGACUAAGUGAAACAAAUAGUGUAUCGUUUUAUCUCUCCUCCGGGCGCUUCAGUUAGUUCUGUGCUUCUUUUGCGCGCAUGAAGCAUACGCAGUAUAGAUAAAAUAUCUCGAACGAGAUUUCCCCUUAAGAACUGUCCAUAUAGGACGCUGGUGAAGGUUACUGUUGUAUUUGGGAUUGUAUGAGCUUGUCGAAUUUGUGAAAUCAGCCAGGUAACAAUAGAUGAUAUUGAAGAUUCAGGAACGUUAUUAAUUAUGAAACUUAAGGAAACAAAGAAUGAUAUAAACAGGAGAGUUGUAGUUACUGAAAAAUAUGUUUAAGUGUACAUAGCCCUUUGUCCAACAGCAGCAAAGGAACGCCGCCUGUUUUAUGCAUAUCACAAUGAAAAUUGUAUCAAUCAGGUUGUAGGUGAAAACCAGUUUAAUAAGGUUCCUAAAACAAUGGCUAAUUUUCUGGGGAGACACUAAAGAAACACGAAAUGACGAAAAGUCAUUCAUGCAAUGCACAUUUAAUAAUUGUGCUUUUGGUAUAAACGAGUUAUAACUUUAGUAUCUAUAAAAUAAAAUAUUCUGAAAUUAAAUCUCUACCUUUUCUUAAAUUUAUUUUCAAUAUAGGGGAGAAAAGUACUUAUUUUAUUUCGGGGAAAAAAGUGAUUUCAUGAAAAACAACAAGCUAACAUUUCCAUAGAAAACGGAACGAGACUGACAGAAAGUUUAAUGAAAACUCUUCCUGAGUAAGAUUAUAGAGUUAAAGAGUUCAUAUUAAAGGUAGGAAUAGCAGAAAAGAGAUGAAGAGUAUCGGUUUACUAAUCUCUACUCGCUAUUAAAAUCAAAACUUUUGAUUCCCUUCCUUUACCAUUGUCCCUACUUGCAACUUCGACGGCAUGGCGAUCCAAUCAGAAUUGAGUAGUAUGGUAUACUGAUGUUCUGUUUCUCUCUAUCACCAGUACAGCCCAAUUCUAUAAGCGCCCUUACCUCGCAUUCUCUAUCUUUAAUAUUAACUCUAUGGUUAGUAUUUGUCCACAAUUAGCUGAUAGGUUAUCUACCGUUGUAUGAGAUAUUACUCCUAGAUUUGAUCAGCAUAAAACGUAAUGAUGUUUUUCUUAUAUAUGUAUGCAGAAAUACUAACAGUAGUUUAAAUGUUAGAGAAUAUUUUAAUUAAGGACGUUAAAUCUUUGUAAACCUAGUGAGCAAUAUUUCUUUGAACUAAUGUAUAUAAUUAACAUAUUAAGUAAGAUUAAUCCUUUUUGUAGUGAUAUAUAACCUAUUUUUGUCAAACAUAUCAAAUAAAAAUCAAAUGUUUUGUCGAGUUCGAACAAAAUAAAGAUUGAAUAAUUGUA
This is a messenger RNA of Diorhabda carinulata, 8759 nucleotides long. It is a transcript of the gene vex, whose product is annotated as somatomedin-B and thrombospondin type-1 domain-containing protein. NCBI's taxonomy places the organism in Eukaryota, Metazoa, Arthropoda, Insecta, Coleoptera, Chrysomelidae. The transcript is spliced from 5 exons. The coding region runs from base 192 to 1037 and encodes 281 amino acids. The record is from RefSeq and is a predicted model, not a curated record.